CUUAGAAGGUAAUUCUUUGAAUGAGAUUUGAUCAAAUUUGAUAGUAAAUAAUAAUGGAUAUUAAUUAUUUUGUAAGAUGCAUUUGGAUGGUGUUUGACUUUAUUAAUAAUAAUUACGAAUAUGUUUAUUUGUUGUAAUAGUAAUAAGAAAGCAAAAAGAAAGGAAAACUAAAUUCAAUAGGCGAUAUAGCAAUAACCUAGUUAGCCAAAAUAUUAAAUUCGUAUAUUUUUAGAUUAAGAUUAACAUUCUACGAAUUUGACAAAUUUUGAAGGCACAAAUGAUAAGAUUAACUUCAGUUCUUAAGAUUUUGAAAGAUUCAUAUUGGAUGAUAAGAAAACCUUUGAAUAGGAACGUGAACUUAUAAUGAGAUUGAUAGAUAUGCCAGAGAAGACUCAUUUAAUAGAAUUUAAUUGGGCAUACUCCUAUACAAAUUAUAUAAAGGAUGAACGGAUUCAUCCAGGAGAAAUCAGUAAUAAAAUAUUGUUUGAGAAGUUGAAGAAUAAAUAAGAAUUAAUUUCUGAGAAAGAUUAUGUUUUAGUAAAUGAUUAAGUAUGGAAUAUGCUGGUACACAUUUAUAAGGGUGGUCCUAUUAUUACAAUUAAUGAUCUUGAAAGAAUAAGUGAUAAUAAUAUUUUAGAUUAAUCAUUAAGAGUAUUUGCAUCUCCUUCUAUGAAUGAUUUGGAUAAGAAACAAUAUUAAUUUAGAUUAUUGAAUCAAUUACCUAGUAAAGAGAUUUAAAUUGUUGGAUUAGAAAAUGAGAGUUACUUUUGUUAUCUAAAUAGUGUUUUAUAAUGUCUAAUGGGAAUUCCUUAAUUAAAUCAUUUCUUUUUGUAUUCUUAAAAUUAAGAUAAUAAAUUAUUUACUUAAGCAUACACAUUACUACUCAAAAAAAUUAAUAAGUUAUAUUAUAAAGCAAGAAUACUUCCAAAAGAAUUAAUUAAAAUAUUAUAAAAACAUUUCUCAAUAUAUGAAAUGCAUGAUAGUUCAGAACUUCUGCUUUUUAUUCUUGAUAAAUUUAGAGAAGAAAUUACUUUAUUUAAUUAAUUAGAUAUAACAGUAAUUGAUGAAUUAUUUCAAGGAUAAAUUACAUCAUUUAUUAAAUGUCCACAUUGUACUUAAAUUAGUUCACAUCAAGAAAUCUUCUAUGAUCUUAGUCUUCCAUUAAUUGGUUAGAAUUUCAUAUAAAAAAAACUUACUAUCAAUGAAUGUCUUGCUAAUUAUUUCAAAGAAGAAUUUAUUGAUGGAGGAUGGACAUGUUCAGAAUGUAAUAAAUUAUCUAAAAAAAUUAAAAGACGUAUUAAAAUUACUAGUGCUCCAAAUAUUCUUAUUUUAUAACUUAAAAGAUUUCAAAGUUAUCCACUUAAAAAAAAAAUUAAAGAGCCUGUUAUUACUACUAUGGAAAUCAAUAUUAGAAAGUAUAUCUUUAUAUUUUUACAUAAGUUUUUGUGCAAUAAAUAUUGUUGAUGCCAAAUAUGAAUUAUAAGCCAUGAUUGUACAUUCUGGAACUAUUGAUUAAGGACAUUAUGUUGCAGUUGUGAAACGUAAUUAAUAAGUAAUUCUAAAAUAAUAAUUUAGUUUUUUUUAUUCAAUGAUGAUGAAAUCGAAAGACUUUCAUAUAAUCAAAUCUCUCGUAUUGAUUCUGCUUACCUUCUUAUCUAUAAAAGAAAAAUAUGA
Molecule: messenger RNA, 1674 nt
Organism: Paramecium sonneborni
Lineage: Eukaryota; Ciliophora; Oligohymenophorea; Peniculida; Parameciidae
Source: the annotation of a GenBank genome assembly